AUGUGGGUUAUGGUCGGUGUGGGCGGUGGGUUAGGGGAGGUUUCUAGGGACAUUUUUGUGCUGGCGGGACAGAGUAACAUGGCCGGACGAGGUGGCGUGGUUGGGGGGAAAUGGGACGGAAAAGUGCCGGCGGAGUGCGGGCCAAGCCCAUGGGUUUGGCGGCUGAGUGCGGGGCUGGAGUGGGAGGAGGCCCGUGAGCCUCUGCAUGCGGACAUCGAUGUGAAGAAGACGUGUGGGGUUGGGCCCGGGAUGGCGUUUGCGAACGAGGUUUUGAGAAGUCGGGGCGGUGGUAAUGGGCUUGUGGGCCUGGUGCCUUGUGCGGUGGGUGGGACGACGAUUGGAGAGUGGAGUCGCGGGUCGCGGUUGUACGAAGAGUUGGUGCGACGUGUGAAGCAUGCGAUGCGUGGUGGCAUGAUCCGCGGCGUGCUUUGGUAUCAAGGAGAGAGUGACACGGUGAGAGAGAAAGAUGCGGAUGGAUAUAAGGAUAAGAUGGAGAGGUUUAUUAUGGACCUUCGAUUCGAUCUUCACCUUCCCUCUCUCCUCUUUAUCCAGGUAGCAGUUGCAUCAGGGGAAGGAAAGUUGAUAGAGAAGGUGAGGCAUGGUCAAAUGGGAAUGACAAUGGGAAAUGUGAAGUGUGUGGAUGCAAAGGGACUGCCUCUAAAGGCAGAUAAACUUCACCUUACCACCAUGGCUCAAGUUCAUUUGGGCAUUAGGUUGGCACAAGCCUAUCUUCAUUCCACCACCCACCAUUACCAAUUUAAUACCAACAUUAAUCAUACACAAUUUUAG
Sphenostylis stenocarpa is the source of this 789-nucleotide messenger RNA. Lineage: Eukaryota; Viridiplantae; Streptophyta; Magnoliopsida; Fabales; Fabaceae. The record is from the annotation of a GenBank genome assembly.